UUUGAGUCCAAGAAAAAGAAUAAAAAUCAGAGAAAGAAUAAGGAUCCAAAGGUUACUCAAGGUGAUGACCUGUAUGUACCGCAAGAGGAAACUGAAGAACAAGUGCAAGUCCUCAAUUGUCUCUCAGCCGCAGAUAGCACUUCACUUUCCUGUUAGCUACAAUGGUGAUUAUCCUAGUUCUGUGAUUGUUGUUGCUGCAAGAGCUGAUGGAUGGGCUACAGGAAGAGGAACUUAAGCAUGAAAUUGAGCAUGAUGUGGAGGAAAGAAAGCUCGAAGAGAAGUUGGAGUAUCAAAGGCAGAUUGCGGAAGAGGAUAAGCAUACAAAUCUAGCCAAGCAAAAUAAGCAUGCAGUUGCAUCCAUAGCAGAGGAGGUGGAAGAAAUGGAUGUCGCUUGCGCCACUGACUUAGGGUCAGGAUUGAGAAAUGUUGGUGAAAACAAUUGCUUUAUAAAUGUGAUUGUACAGUCUCUCUGGCAUUUAAGAACAUUUAGAGGCAAGUUUUUGAGAAGAUCAACACCUGCUCAUGCUCAUAUCAAAGAUCCCUGUAUUGUUUGCGAAUUACAUGGUAUUUUCACUGCCCUAAGAGAAGCUAAGGAAGGAGAUGAUGCUGCUUCUCCUACCACUUCAAGAAUUGCUCAGAGCAAAUGGCAAGAUGGGACAAAAGAAUGAUGCUUCUGAAGCUAUUUUGGAUGUUCUUCAUUGGUCAUUUACUUUUGGUUCUGAUACUAAAAUUACCGGAAGUAGUUACACAGACUCGGAAUUGUGAUAGCGAUGCUUGUAUAGCACAUACAGUUUUUGUAAUGAACAUAAUUGAAAAACCGAACUGUAAUGCUUGUAGUACUGCUGAAUCCCGACAUAUGAAUUAUCUUUGGAAAUGGACAAAUGCGUCUGCAAUCAGACAAUUGAAGCAUGAUCAUCCGAAUGAGCUUUUGAAACGCGAUAUAAGGGAAAAACAUCAGAAUAGUCGUGGCGACUGUAGCAAACGAAACAUUCUUCACUGCAUUCUUUCAACUCCUCCACAUGUUCACAAUAGUUGGGAGAAUCUUGAAGAGCCUGCACAUAAAAUAUCUGCAACAUUGGGAUCUCUGAGUACCAAGAUAGAUAUUGGUGUCAUCUACGAGGGUUUAGAUCCAGGAAACACACAUUAUCUUAUUUCAAUGGUUUGUUAUGGCCUAGAGCACUACAUCUGCUUUGUUUACAACCGUGCGAAAGAAAAUUGGAUUUUGUAUGACGAUGAUAAAGUGAAGGUUAUUGGUAGUUGGGAUGGUGUUCUUGCCAUGUGUUCAAGAAAGCGUUUGCAACCCUAACUUCUAUUUUUUGAAGUGAAGGGAAGUAUCUCUGUAACACCUUUGGAGGAAACCAAGGUGCCUGACAAUCCUUUAAGCAACCUUUUUUUAAAGCUAGGCUAUCCUGAAUAUCAUUCUAAUCUAUAAAAAAUUGAAAAAAUAAUAAAAUUGGCAUGCUAUACAUGUUGACACGACAUCUGCAAAUUUCCAGAACUUGUUUGGGUGGUUAUAUUCCCAAAGAAAUAUGUAGCAAUGAAAAGGGCUUUAUGCCUACUUAUAAAGUGACUUAUUAUGUAUUACAUACAAUUAUUGUUGUUUACCAUCUAAGGUUGUUUUAAUGUCAUUAUACAUCUUAAGAUAUAGAUAAAAUGGGGCAUAUACAGGCAAGUGCUUGUGUUUUGGAUUGUUGCUCUUUCAUGGGUGGGGAAAUUUGAUCCGACGAAAGAUUCUCUGAAUAACUAACAAAAAAAAUAAAACAAAAUAAAAUUGACGAAGUAAAAUAAAACCAAAUAAUGAAUUGAGUGUUCCAUAUUCCUUCUGAAACAUAAAUGAGGAAAUAUGAGCUUGCCAUAUUGAGAGGUAGCUAAAGGAGAUUCCGGACUUCUAAAAUUUAUAUUUAUUUCAUUUACUCAAGUAGUUGAAAACUAUGGAAGGGCCUUUGCUCGGAUUUCUGGUUUGUCCACAAUUUUCAGAGAUAUCAUGAGCACAUAAGGACCGUAAUGAGCCAAAGGGUGCCUUCAAAGCUAUCCUUAGGGUUGACUUGAUAUUUAGAAAUAUUGAUUUAACAGAAACAUUAGGGCGAGAUUGUUAGAUUUUGGUGUAAUUUUAUAUUUUAUUACUAUUUGUUUGUAUUCAAUAUUCAAAUUUGUAGUUUAAAUUCUAUAAAAUUUGUGGGUUUGUGGGUUAUUGUUGGUUAGUGAUUCUUUAGCUUCUAUUAUUUGUAGUAAAAUUUGUUAUUUGUAGCAAUAUACUUUAUAAUUUUUUAUUUUUAUUUUUCUGUAGAUAUGGAUUUGGGUGGUGAACACCUAUUUAGUCAUUCUCUUCAGAGACAGUCUGAUAGUGUUAUUUAUGUACUUGAGGGUGACUUGGGAAACCAUUCCUAUGGUUAUACCUCCAUGCAAAAUUGUGUUGAGGAUUAAACUUUUAAAAUUAGCACACUGGAUUAUAAAACUGAUGAGGAGGCCUUUGAAGGGUUUAUCUGCUUGAAGUCUUGCAAAAGGUUAUAUGUCUUCAAUGGUUUCAUGUUAGAUAACAACAUUUUAUUAGUAGAAAGAUUAGGACCCGACUUGGCAACGUACUUUCAAGAUGAAUACACAACAUUUGUGAGAAAGGGUUAGCCUUACACUCAUUGGUUUGAGUUUAUCAAGGACAAAUUUUGUGCAAUUUCAGGUAUUGUUUUUCUUCUAAUUAUUAUGUUUAAUAAUAAUAUUUUGUAAUUAUUAUUUUUUGCAAUUAGUUAUAAUUGUUGUUAUGUAGGGAUAUGCUCAACGGAUUACGGCGCAUAUAUUCAUUACAAUUUGUGAGUGAAAUGAGGGUUGGCGGUACUUCAAUAAUCAAUAAUUGUGCGAAACUUUUUUUUAUUCAUAAUCCUAAAUCUGGUAUGUUUAGCAAGUUAUAUUUUUUUUAUUUUUUAUUUUAGACUCUUUAUUUUAAUAAUUUCUUUUCUUGGUAUUGAAGUUUUUUUUGUUUUACAGAUUUUUUUUUUUUUACGAAGUAUUUGACGAGCUUGUUGAACUAAAAGAAAUAAUCAUUGAAAUUUUAUUGAAGCCGUGUGGUAAUUGGGAUGGUUCUUUAAAGAUGUUGGAAAAUUGGUUUCAUCAACUGGCUAUACCAGGUGAUUUGUACUGCUUUGUGUAUUUUUUGUGUGAUGAAAAUUAUUUGUAAGUUUUAUUUUUAUUUUUUCAAAGCUUUGUAUUUAUUUAUAUAUUUUUCAAUUCACUUUUUUUUUUCUUUUUGUUGGAAUAAUGUUGAUUUGGAUUGGUUACUUGAUAAUUCUUUUUUCUAGAAUACAAUGGAGAAAUCUAAGUUCAUUCGUAAGUUGGGUAACAUUUUACACGUACAACAAAGGUUAGAUACCUCUUUUCUUGACAAGUAUAUACAUGAAUAUCUUCGUGAUACUUAUGGUAUUAUUGCACCUUCUGGCUGGGAGAGUUUGGUUCCAAAGUCAUGGCCGACUUGGGAUGUCUAUUGCCGUUUUGAAGCAGAUAUGAAGAAGGAUAGGAGUGACACCAAUAGUAAUCGGCUUCAAAGUGUUAAGACGUAAAAUAGUAAGAUACAUGUGCAACUUGUUUGAACAUGCAAAUUCGAGUUUCUCUAUACUUGUAUAUAUUUUUUUUUUGUCCUGUGAUUUUGACUUUAUUAAAAAUUAAUUUUUCUUUUAAAUUUUUGAUAGAUGUGUGUGAAAAAGGAGAGAAUUGUUCAGAGGAAAGACAAUAUUAUGUUUGUGUUUGGAGGGACUGCUCUCCUUUUACGUCGUGCUUGCAAUCUCCCCUUUUUUUUUUUUAUCUCUUGUCAAAUAGUCCCCAGCAAUACUAAAUGGUAUUUAGUGUGUGGUUGUUUUUUGUUUUGGAAUACUAAAUGGUAUUUGGUUAUUUAUGCAAAAAAAAAAAAAAAAUUCAAAAACAAAAAACAACCAGAGACACUAAAUACCGUUCAGUAUUGCUGGGGCUAUUUGAUAGGAGAUAAAAAAGUGGUGGUUGCAUGCACGGUGUAAGAGGCCAGCAGUCCCUCCAAACAUAUCGUCUUCCAUCUAAACAAUUCUCUCCUUUUUCACACGCAUCUAUCAAAAUUUUAAAUGAAGAAUUAAUUUUUAAUAAAGGCGGAUCAUAGGACAAAUAAAUAAAUAAAGACAAAAAAAUUAUAUAUAUACAUGUACAGGGAAGCUCGAAUUUGCAUGUUCAAACAAGUUGCAUAUGUAUCUUAUUAUUUUAUGGCUGACACUUUGAAGCUGAUUACUAUUGUUGUCACUGCUAUCCUUCUUCAUAUAUGCUUCAAACCGACAAUAGACAUCCCAAGCCGGUCCUGACUUUGGAACCAAACUCCCCCAGCCAGAAGGUACAAUAAUAUCAUAAGUAUCACGAAGAUAUUCAUGUAUAUACUCGUCAAGAUACGAGGUAUCUAACCUUGCCGCACGUGAAAAAUAUUAUCCAACUUACGAAUGAAUUUAGAUUUUUCCAUUGUAUUCCAGAAAAAGAAUUAUCAAGUAGGCAAUCCAAAUCAACAUUAUUCCUACAAAAAGAAGAAAAAAAAAAAUAUAAAUAAAAAAAAGCUUUAAAAAAUAAAACUUACAAAUAAUUUUCAUCACACAGAGAAUACACAAAGCAGUACAAAUCAACUGGUACAGGCCGUUGAUGAAAACAAUUUUCCAACAUCUUUAUAAAACCAUCCCAAUUGCCACACGGCUUCAAUAAAAUUUCAAUGAUUAUUACCCUUAGUUCAACAAGCUCCUCAAAUACUUCGUAAAAAAAAAAAAAUCCGUAAAACAAAAAAAAACUUUUAUACCAAGAAAAGAAAUUAUUAAAAUAAAAAGUCUAAAAUAAAAAAAUAUAACUUGCUAAACAUACCAGAUUUAGGAUUAUGAAUUAAAAAAAAGUUUCGCACAAUUAUUGAUUACUGAAGUACUGCUAACCCUCAUUCCACUCACAAAUUGUAAUGAAUAUAUGUGCCGUAAUCCGUUAAAUAUAUCCUUACAUAACAACAAUUAUAACUAAUUGCAAAAAAUAAUAAUUACAAAGUAUUAUUAUUAAACAUAAUAAUUAGAAGAAAAACAAUACCUGAAAAUUGCACAAAAUUUGUCCUUGAUAAACUCAAACCAACGAGUGUAAGGCUUACCCUUUCUUAAAAAUGUUGUGUAUUUAUCUUGAAAAUACAUUGCCAAGUCGCGCCCUAAUCUUUUUACUAAUAAAAUGUUGUUAUCCAACAUGAAGACAUAUAACCCUUUGCAAGACUUCAAGCAGAUAAACCCUUCAAACGCCUCUUCAUCAGUUUUAUAAUCCAGUGUGCUAAUUUUAAAAGUGUAAUCCUUAACAUAGUUUUGCAUGGAGGUAUAACCAUAGGAAUGGUUUCCCAGGUCACCCUCAAGUACAUAAAUAACACUAUUAGAUUGUCUCUGAAGAGGAUGACUGAAUGGGUGUUCAUCACCCAAAUCCAUAUCUAUAGAAAAAUAAAAAUAAAAAAUUAUGAAGCAUAUCGCUGCAAAUAACAAAUUUUACUACAAAUAAUAGAAGUUAUAGAAUCACUAACCCACAAAUUUUAUAGAAUUUAAACUACAAAUUUGAAUAUUGAAUACAAACAAACAGUAAUAAAAUAUAAAAUUAAACCAAAAUCUAACAACCUCGCCCUAAUGUAUCUGUUAAAUCAAUAUUUCUAAAUAUCAAAUCAACCCUAAGGGUAGCUUUGAAGGCACCCUUUGGCUCAUUACGGUGCUCAUAAUGUCUCUAAAAAUUGUGGACAAACCAUAAAUCCGAGCAAAGGCCCUUUCAUAGUUUUCAACUACUUGAGUGAAUGAAAUAAAUAUAAAUUUUAGAAGUUCGGAAUCUCCUUUAGCUACCUCUCAAUAUGGCAAGCUUAUAUUUGCUCAUUUAUGUUUCAUGAGGAAUAUGGAACACUCAAUUCAAUAUUUGGUUUUAUUUUACUUCAUCAAUUUUAUUUUAUUUUUUUUGUUAGUUAUUCGGAGAAUCUUUCGUCAGAUCAAAUUUCCCCACCCAUGAAAGAGCAACAAUCCAAAACACAAGCACUUGCCUGUAAAUGCCCCAUUUUAUCUAUAUCUUAAGAUGUAUGAUGGCAUUCAAAACAACCUUAGAUGGAAAACAACAAUAAUUGUAUGUAAUACAUAAUAAGUCACUUUAUAAGUAGGCGUAAAGCCCUUUUUACUGCUACAUAUUUAUUUGAGAAUAUAACCAUCCAAACAAGUCUUGGAGAUUUGCAGAUGCCGUGUCAAUUUUAUUUUUUUUUACAAAUUAGAAUGAUAUUCAAGAUAGCCUAGGUUUAAUAAAAGGUUGCUUACCUUGCUUGGCCUUGCCAUGGUUGCCAGAUCUUUUCCUUUCAGCCUUUCGUACUUCCUUAGGAUUGUCGAGCACCUUGGUUUCCUCCAAAGGAGUUACAGAGACGCUUCCCUUCACUUCAAAAAAAUAGAAGCUGGGGUUGCAAACGCUUUCUUGAACACAUGGCAAGAACACCAUCCCAACUACCAGUAACUUGUUCAAAUUUAAACAUAAAUUACACAAACUAAAUGAAAGGUAAGAUGUAAGAAUUAAACCUUGUAACUUAAUUGAAUGUACCUUCACUUUAUCAUCGUCAUGCAAAAUCCAAUUUUCUUUCGCACGAUUGUAAACAAAACAGAUGUAGUGCUCUAGGCCAUAACAAACCUGAAAGGAAAUUUGUUAAUGAGAUAAACUAUUCUUGUGUCAUAUUAUUGAUUUAGUCCAAAAAUAUAACUAGUGAUGCCAAACUAGUAAUAGUGCAUAUGCUAUGCUACAGGGAAAGAAUGAGAAUUGAGUAUCAAUCAAGCAAGAAGACAUUCUUCAGUAAAAUGGAAAGAGAAAAAAAAAAUUAGCUCAAUCAUUCUGCUAAACCAACAUUUCACAAGAAGAAGAAAAAGUAACUUUAAAUGAAGUCCAUAAGCAACAAAACUUGGGAAAAUUUGUUUACUACAUCCAUCAUGAAAAAUGGAACUAAAUGAUAGAAGAGUAUAAAGCAAAGGCAAGUUUACAAUUGAAAUAACAUAACGUGUGUUUCUUGGAUCUAAACCCUCAUAGAUGACACUAAUAUUUAUCUUGGUACUCAGAGCUCCCAAUGUUGUAGAUAUUUUAUGUGCAGGCUUUUUAAGACUCCCAACUAAGAAUUGCAAUUAACAAAUCAAAAACUAGUAUACAAAGAACACAAAGAGUAAUGAAAUAUUUUUAAACAACUUAUAAUCUACUUGUCGUUUACACAUGUGGAGGAGUUGAAAGAAUACAAUGAGGAAUAUUUGGUUU
Camellia sinensis is the source of this 7260-nucleotide messenger RNA. The record is from RefSeq and is a predicted model, not a curated record. Lineage: Eukaryota; Viridiplantae; Streptophyta; Magnoliopsida; Ericales; Theaceae.